This is a messenger RNA of Helianthus annuus (common sunflower), 5079 nucleotides long. RefSeq lists its product as uncharacterized. NCBI's taxonomy places the organism in Eukaryota, Viridiplantae, Streptophyta, Magnoliopsida, Asterales, Asteraceae. Bases 1 to 5079 code for a protein of 1692 amino acids. The record is from RefSeq and is a predicted model, not a curated record. The transcript has 3 exons.
AUGGAUGUUCGUUCCAAGACUGGUGACGUUACUGCUAGUGUCUUGCAUGACCGCGGGAAGCCGCCUGACCCGCUGAACAGUUCUGCUAAUAAACCAACCGACCUAGAUGGAUCUGAUUACUUGAAUGAAACGAUGGGUGAGGAGAUACCUACACCGGGUACAGCACCAAUUCGUGGGAUUGGGUUACGAGUUACUAACAUUGAAGGCAACCCUCUACUUCCGAGAAGAGGUAUGUUUUCUACGUCGAAUGUAUCGGUUUUGGAUGGGUUGAUGAAUAUCUCUAAACCUGUGGAAAACUUGUUUGCUGCUGGAGCAUCUUUGUCGUCGACUAGCAAGGAUGAUAAGGCUGGUCAGUGCCAUGAGAUGCCUUCGUUUGCUAAUGUGGUCCAAGGGAAUAAGGCGGAUGUUAAAGUGAAUUUUCGUUCCUUAGAGACGAGUGAGAAACAGGAUGGGUGUGAUGUGGUCCUUUCUAGGGAAUCGGUCAAAGUUGUGCAUGAUAAGCUUGCUAACACGCUAUAUGGGUAUUUCUUGGGGGACCGGGUUGCUUUUCCUGUGGUGGACUAUUUUGUUAGAAAUAAUUGGAAGCGGUAUGGAUUGCAAAAGUCAAUGAUGAAUGCCAACGGCUUUUUCUUCUUCAAAUUUGCUGAUCAAGCAGGUAUGCAAAAGGUUCUUACUGAGGGGCCAUGGAUUAUUCGUUCACAGCCGUUAUUUUUAGAAGUGUGGUCGCCAUCGUUAAAGCUUGAGAAAAAAGAAGUGAAAACGGUUCAGGUUUGGGUAAAAUUCCAUGAGGUUCCUCUAGCGGCAUAUACGGAGGAUGGUUUAAGUCUAAUUGCUACAACUAUUGGUGUGCCAAAGGCUUUGGAUUCGUUCACCACGUCUAUGUGCGUUGAUGGUUGGGGGAGAAGCAGCUAUGCUCGGGCCCUGGUAGAAAUUUCAGCAGAUUCUGAACUGAAAGAAGAGUUAACGAUUGCGGUUCCUUGUCUUGAUGGGGAUGGGUUUGUAAAGGAGAAGGUCUACGUUGAAUAUGAGUGGUGUCCUCAUAGGUGUGGCCGAUGCUGUGUUUUCGGGCACACCCAUGAAAAUUGUCCUCUGCAGGCUCCUAGAGUGUCAAAAGAUAAAAAACAACAACAUAAGGGUCCGGGUUAUGAUAGAAAGAUGAAGCAGCCGGUUCAGGAUCCUGGUCCGUCAAAGAGACAAUCUACUGUGGAUGACGAUGGGUAUACUACUGUGCUAGGGAAGAAGGCAGCGAAAAAAGUGGGUUUUAAUGUCAAUAAGCCGAAGCCAAAAUUUGAAUAUCGCCCAGUUUCUACUAAUCGGAAAGAUAACGGGAAGUCUAAAUCGGAAUCAACCAAUGUGGUGUCUCGAAAUCCUUUUGAUGUUUUGAAUGAAGUGAAUGAGGAGCAAGGCCAAAGUAGUAAAUCGGCUGGAGAUGGUAAUGAUCCGAGUGCUAAUGAGGAGCCGGAUGGGGGUAGGCCAGAUCCGGCCCAAGUAAAUCUGGAUGACGAUGAGCUUGUUGAUGAUUUUUACGAAGCGGAUGGCUAUGAAAUGGAUGGUUUUUUGAGGCAAGGUACUAUUAACACUAAAAAAGGGGCAAGCACUCCUUCUUCAUCGGUCCUCAAUGAAUCUCAUGUGGAGGUGAGUAAUCUGCCUAAAGUGUGUAAGGCUGUUUUUCGGUGGUGGAACUGGACGUCGAAUGGGGGCCAUUGUGUGAAGGGUACGCGUAUUAUUGUUGGUUGGAAUCCGGCUAUUCUUGAUGUUAUGGUGCUUUCGGAGACUGAUCAGGUUAUGCAUCUCCAAAUAAUUCUAAAACAGUCUAAGAAAAUGUUUUUUUGUUCGGUAAUUUAUGCAGCAAACUACUAUAUUAGUCGGAGGGAUUUGUGGAAACAACUUUCUUUGCAUAAGAAUUUUGUUUGUAAUGAACCUUGGGUCAUUCUAGGUGAUUUUAAUUCGGCGUUGAAUCUUGAGGAUAAAUCUAUGGGUUGUUCCUCGGUGUCCCUGAGCAUGAAAGAGUUUCAAGAGUGUGUGGAUGAAAUUGAGAUGGUUGAUAUAAAACGCACUGGUAUCCAUUUCACGUGGAAUCAGAAACCAAAGAAAGGGAUUGGGCUAAUGAAAAAGAUAGACAGAGUUAUGGGAAAUUCUCAUUUUAUAGAUAAGUUUCCGAGUGCUUUUGCUGAUUUUCAUCCUUCUCGGUUAUCGGAUCAUUGCUCGUGUGUGGUUAGCGUCCCGGAUAUGGAAAAUAGAAAACACCGGCCUUUUAAAUUUGCUAAUUUUCUGGCAUAUAAACCUGAUUUUUUGCCGAUUGUGGAGAAGGGGUGGGGUAUGUCCAUUGAUGGAGUGUAUCAAUUUUCGGUUGUUAAAAAACUUCGUCUGUUGAAAUCUCCGUUACGUGCGUUGCUUUAUCACCAAGGUAACUUGCAUAAAAAAGUUGAAGAGCUUAGAGUUAAGCUUGACCGUAUUCAGCGUGAUAUGGAUAACGAUCCGUCUAGUCUUAUGCUGCGAGAGGAGGAAGCUAUUACUAGAAGUGAUUUUCAAACCGCGUUGUUAGACGAAGAGAGGUUUUUGAAGCAAAAAUCUAAAGUGGACUGGUUAGCGGCCGGGGAUAUGAAUACGGCCUUCUUCCACUCGACACUCAAGAACAGAGUUCACUAUAGCCGUAUUGAGGUGAUUCGUGAUGUUCGAGGGAAUGUUUAUACGGAUGAGAUGGUUUCGGGAGCUUUUGUUGAUCACUAUGAGCACUUUUUGGGCUGCCCGGGUAAUCCGACUUUUAGUCCGACUCCUGAUUUGUUUUCUAAAAAGUUAGAGAGGGAUGUUGCUCGCCAUAUGGUCCGUCCGGUUACUCCUGAUGAGGUUAAAAGGGCAAUGUUCUCCAUGGGUUCGGAUAAAGCCCCUGGUCCUGACGGGUUUACAGCGGGUUUUUUUAAGAAUGCAUGGCCUAUUGUUGGUGAUGAGGUAUCAAAAGCUGUUAUAGAUUUCUUUGCUACAGGGAAACUUUUAAGGGAAUUAAACCACACGCUUAUUGUUCUUAUUCCCAAGACAUCCUCGCCAUCUGUGGUUACGGACUACCGUCCGAUUGCUUGCUGUAAUGUGCUUUACAAGUGUAUUAGCAAGAUUGUUGCUGACAGGAUCAAAGGAGUGCUUAAUGACAUUGUGAGUGUCAACCAGUCGGCUUUCGUUCCAGGUAGAAAAAUUUCCGAUAAUAUUCUGUUAACUCAAGAGUUGAUGCAUAAUUAUCAUAGAAACAUCGGCCCCCCUAAAUGUGCGUUUAAAGUGGACAUCCAGAAAGCUUACGAUACUGUUGACUGGGCGUUUCUAAAGAACAUUUUGGGUAAGAGGGGGUUGCGUCAGGGAGAUCCUAUCUCUCCGUAUCUUUUUACCCUUGUGAUGGAGAUCCUCACAGCUAUUCUUCAGCAGACGGUAAGGAUAGACUCUUCGUUUAAGUUCCAUAACAGGUGCGAACGUCAGCAGAUUAUAAACCUGUGUUUUGCGGAUGACUUAUUUAUUUUCGCUAGGGGCGAGAUAGCGUCGGCUAGAUGUAUAAUGAAAGCGCUCAAUUCUUUUUCUAAGAUGUCGGGUUUGGCGCCUAAUGUCCAGAAAAGUACAGUUUUUUUCUCUAAUGUUCCAUCGUUUGUUAAAACUGCUAUUCUGAAUAUAAUGCCAUUUAUUGAGGGGUCGUUGCCAGUGAGAUACUUGGGAGUUCCUCUUAUAUCGUCUAAGUUAUUGUACAAAGACUGCCAAGUGUUGGUGGAGAAGCUUGAAAAACGUAUUAUGCAUUGGAGGAAUAAAUUACUUUCGUUUGCAGGUAGACUGCAACUUAUUACUUCGGUAUUGUCUUCUCUGCAUGUUUACUGGUCUUCAGUGUUUAUCCUGCCUGCUCGAGUCGUCUCUAGCCUGGAAGCUUUGAUGCGUAAUUUUCUUUGGUCUCAUGAUAGUUCGUUCCAGAGGGGCAGGGCAAAGGUUUCUUGGAAUACUGUUUGUGUUCCUAAAUAUGAGGGUGGGUUGGGGAUUCGUCGUAUUGGUGAUGUUAAUAAGGCCCUUAUCUCUGCGCACAUAUGGAGCAUUUUAUCUAAACGUGAAUCGUUAUGGGUUGAUUGGGUUCAUUCGUACAGGUUACGAGGUAAAAGUUUCUGGGCUUGUAAUACCCCUUCUUCUUGUUGCUGGUCGUGGAGGAAAAUUAUUCAGCUUCGGCCGGAGAUGAGGAGUUUUGUUUGGGCUGAGAUUGGGAAUGGUUUAUCGACUUCAGCUUGGUUCGACUCGUGGAGCAAUAUAGGUCCGUUGUUUCAAUUUUUUACUCCGAGACAAAUUGCAAAUGCAGGUUUCAGUUUGGAUGCCAAGGUGGCUGAUUUAUGGUUAAAUUCUUCGUGGGAUUGGCCGAUUGAAUGGAGACAUCGUCUCCCGGCUCUUAAUCAGAUUGACACUCGAUCUAUUCAGCCGGCUAAGGAAGACAAGUUUUUGUGGCGUCAAGGGGAUCACCUUCAUGAGUUUUCAACGGCUCGGGCUUGGGAUUCCUUUAGACAUCGAGAGGUGGAGGUAGAGUGGUGCCGUAUUGUUUGGUUCAGUCAAUGCAUCCCUCGCCAUGCGUUCUUAAUGUGGCUUAUUAUGAGACGUAAGUUACUCACUCAAGAUAAGAUUUUAAGCUGGGAUAUCUCGCGGAGAAAAAACAUGAACAUGAUGUGCUGUUUGCUUUGUUACGCAAAUCAUGAUUCACAUAACCACCUGUUCUUCGAGUGUAAAUUCUCGGAUCAGGUUUGGCACAAAGUCAGACAUAAAGCGGGUAUGGAGUUGGUUGCUUCUAAGUGGGAUGACAUUGUUAAUUGGCUUGUAACUCGGUCCAGGUCGAAAUCAGCUGGAAGCUAUGUUGCGAAAUUAUUGGUAGCCGCCACUGCGUAUCUCAUUUGGCAGGAACGUAAUGCGAGAUUAUUCAAGAAUGAGUUGAGACCACCAGAAGCUAUUAUUGAUCUUAUUUUCCAACAGGUCCGAUAUAAAUUGAUGGGAGCGAAGCUAAAGAAUUGUGAAAAUGUCCGAAGGCUUCUUGGCGAAUGGGGAAUCAUUGGAGCUAAACUUCAUGAAGAUGGUGGCUGA